Cololabis saira (Pacific saury) is the source of this 1546-nucleotide messenger RNA. Its product is annotated as putative nuclease HARBI1. The transcript has 4 exons. Bases 336 to 1424 code for a protein of 362 amino acids. NCBI's taxonomy places the organism in Eukaryota, Metazoa, Chordata, Actinopteri, Beloniformes, Belonidae. The record is from RefSeq and is a predicted model, not a curated record.
AACAGGAAGUAGCUGCACUGUGAGCAGAAACAGACCUCGGAUUUUGAUCAUAUCAUGGUCGGCCGUGCAGCAUUUGGGUGAACCAAUCGGUCGGAGCGAGGCCAUCGACUGUAUGGUUUCCCCAAGGACACAGACCCACGUAAAAGAUGGCUGGCUAUAGUCAGCAGAGAAAAUUUUGAGUAAAAGGAAAUUGCAAUAGCAGAAAAAAUGGUCAGGUACAUUUUGGGGACAACCAGUUCACAAACACCCAAAAAGGCCACUUCAGGUUACGUCAUUCAUUCAUUGCCCAAAGCCUAAGAGGAGGAAAGUCCCCACACAGCCUUCAGCAGUGGUGAAUGAAAGGAGCGUUGGCCACACCUACCGCAAAAGAUCAAAUUUGGCUGGAACCACAUACCUACUGCCGCCUCAACAUAAAUAUGCCAGUCCUCCGGGUGUAUUUUGAUGAGGAGGCAGACCUGAAGCCAGACUACCAGCUGACCAGAGCUUCCCUGGACAACCUGAUUGCCAUAACCAGUACCCAGCAAGACCAUGGAUGGGGCCACUACCUGGAGGUGCUGGUGUUUGUGUUCUGGCUUGCCAGUGCCACCUCGUACAGGGUAGUGUCAAGGAGCUUUGACAUCCCUCGCACGACCAUCCAUGACAUGGUUCAUAAAAUGUCAGGCAAGCUUCUCAAAAUCCUGCCGAGAAUCAUCCGCCUACCAUCCGUUGCUGAGCUGGAGGAGAUAGGGAACGGGUUUGCCCGUCUAGCAGGGUCCCCUGCAUUCUCCAGGGUAGUGGGCAGUAUAGAUGGGUGCCAAAUACGCAUUAAACCACCAUCUGUUGAUGGCCUCUGUUACAUGAACAGGAAGCUGUUCCCCUCCAUCCAGCUACAGGCCGUCUGUGACCACACAGGGAGGUACCUGGACAUUUUUGCAGGCUACCCAGGGUCUGUUCAUGACUCCAGGGUCCUCAAAAACAGCCCUCUGUAUACAGAGCAGCGGUAUCCACCCCAAGGGUUUUUUAUCCUUUGGGAUGGUGGGUACCCCUGUCUGUCUGCCCCCAUCGCCCUCAUCACACCAUACAAAGAGCCAGUCCACCUGGCUACAGCAAGGCGGUUCAAUCACCACCACGCCAAAGCCAGAUCCAUCGUCGAGCGCUCUUUCGGGAGUAUGAAGACUCGCUGGAGGGCCAUUUUCUUUAAGGCGCUAGAGGUGAAACCAUCUUUUUCACCUCAAGUCGUCGCCUGUUGUGCCAUGCUCCACAACAUCUGCCUCGCCAAUGGCGACAUUGUGGAGCAAGCAGAUGACUGGCCUGGUGAAGAUGCUGGGGAGCCACAUCACAACCAGGACCAGCGAAGUGGGGAGUGCAUCCGGGAGAGAAUGGCAGCAGCUGUCUCUGCUCCUGAUGGCCCGGUGGCAGCCCUGGAGCAUCACGAUUACUUAUAAGAAGAGAAACAAUUUGUAAAUAUUGUAUAUAUAUGUUAGACAUUACAAUCAUUUAGGGUUAGGAUUUACUGUGUUAGAGAAUCAUUUAUUUAUUGAUAUAUAUGUUAGAUUUUGCAAUCAGU